GCCGGGAGCGGCGUGCCGGGGCCUCCUCGCUGGGCGGCGGGCCGGGCCGGGGCUGCGGGGCCAUGCAGGGCUCCAUGGUCCGCCGCACGCAGGAGCUGCUGGGGCGCGUGAUCCGGAAGCCGCCCCUCACGGAGCGCCUUCUCAGCAAGCCCCCCUUCCGAUACCUGCACGACGUGAUCGGGGAGGUCAGCCCGGGCUUCAAGGGGGCGAUAACGGGGGGGGGGGACCCGCCGAAAGGACGCGCGGCUUGCGCUCCCCGGUUGCCAGGCGACGAGCGGGGAAGGAAGGGAGGGGGCUUCCCCUCCCCCCGCGCCUGGUUUACCAAAGAGGAAUUCUCGAAGGCUAACAGGCUUCGCCUCCUCGGUCCUGGGCAUCCCUUGGGCGCGCGGCCUUGUCUAGGCGAGAAUGUUCUUGGCAGGCGGCGGAAAGAGCGCAGCCAAGGCUGUCUCAUGAGGCAGGGAGUUCCAGAGGGCAGGCGGGUAUCCAUGCGGCGCCUGCAGCAGGGGAGGGGUCCCAGUGGGCACGUGCCGGGUAAAGCAGCUUCGCAGGUGAACUGCUCCCAAGUCCCUCAGAAGUGGGGUGCCCACCAUCCCCCCAGCCACGCGCCCCCGUCACCGUUCCCAGUUGUGGAAUUCAGCAAGGUCGCCCACUCCCUGUCUAGUUUCUGUGCAGCUACCCCUUUUAGCAGACCACAGGUUCCAAGCCAAUAAAAAGAGGCGCAGUAUUAUAAAACCUCAAAAUUGUAUAGCCUUUGAUCUUUUUAAAAAUCACCCGGAUGAAAAGCCCUCCCAUAUACGCAGGCAUAUGAAGCCAUUCUUUCAGUUGUUCGGCUUUUUAAAUAAAAAUAAAAAUCUGAUAGUAGCAGCCAGGGUUAUCCCAGGUCUUAUACAUAAGCAGGCUAGCAUAGUAGGUGGAAUGCUGUUCUUUUGAUUUCCACAUGCCAUGAAAAAGCUUUACCUAUGAUUUUUUGUAGGUCAGCUUGCAGUUAAAAUUGCCUAGGCCACUAUGGAGGGAGAUAGGGGAGAGACCCUAGGGGCAUUGAAGGUGGUGAAAGAAUGGCAUCCACCCUGCUAUCCCUUCAUUGCAGGUACAGUGGUACCUCGGGCUACAAACACUUCGGGUUACAAACUCCGCUAACCUGGAAGUAGUAUCUUGGGUUGAGAACUUUGCCCCAGGAUGAGAACGAAAAUCGCGUGGCGGUGGCGCGCCAACAACGGGAGGCCCCAUUAGCAGAAGUGUGCCUCAGGUUAAGAACGGUUUCGGGCUAAGGAUGGACCUCCAGAACAAAUUAAGUUCGUAACCCAAGGUACCACUGUAGUCUUUUAACACUGAAAAAACUACCAGAUUCAUUGUAUCAUAAUUUUCACCGCAAAAUAAAUUAGAUGUUUCUUCACUUUGGCUUGUUCCCAUACUGAAGAUCUUCAGAAAGACAUCUAAGUAGUUUUAAGCAUUUACUGAAAGUGAAAGAGUCCAGUUUGCUGGUUAAUUAGUCUUAUUUUUCUGUUGGCUUUUAUAUACUUUCAUGUUUUAUUUUUAUUACUGCCUGGCCUUCAUUAGUUACCAAAUUCAGACUUAAUUUUUCUGUGUUAGAUCUCCCUACACUUCGUGGUGGUUCUCAAAUAGUUUCCUAAGACUGUAAAUGCUGACAGCUUAUUUGAGACUGUUCUAUAGUUCUCUAUUGAGGAAGGCUUCAAAAAUGGCAUCUCUAGAACACCAUGCAGGUAGAAGCUUCACCUGCCCAAACAUGCACUUCGUUGCCAUAGAGUCAUAUGACGUAUCACACAGAGAAUUUUGGAGCCCUUACGUAUUACCAGCCAAUGAUAACAUAGCAACUGACCCACAAUAUUCCCAAGACCUACUGGUGGCUUCUGCCCUGACAUUUGAGCAAUACCUUCCUGGUCUUGUAGCUUAUUAAAAACUGGUUUACUCAUGCUUUUGUUUUACUCAUCCAAUUUACUAUGUCAGUGCCUUAACUGCAAGUUGCAUUUGAAAUGGUAAUGAAGAGAACUGUCUUCAAAACUAAUUAGCACUGAAAAGUUACUCACUGUUUUGGAAGUUAUCUAUCAUAAUAUUAUCUGAACUGAAAAUUCAAGCCCAUUCAGAGUCUCACAAGAAUCCAAGUUCCUUUCACCUACCCAUCCCACCUGCACAGAUACGUAUCCAUGUACUUAUAAUAUUAGUUGCUAAAAGAAUGCUUAAUCUCUGUACAGAUAACAGUUGUAACCGAAGAGUUGUUUUGUUAUAAACAAAAUGUAAGAAUACCAUAGAGCAGAAUUUCUCCAGAGGCUUUCAUGGACUGUCAUGAUCAUCUCUACCAUUAUCUGUGCUCUGGUAACAAUUGUGUAUGCUUUGGCACAACCCCCCCACUCCUGAUAGAAUUCUAAUAUAUGUGAAGUGUCAUUGAAAAGUCAUAAAAUCUGGAAACGUUAGAAUUCCUAUAGAAAAUCAGACAUCAUAAAUCAAGCUGCCUGUCAAAUCCAGAAAUGAAACACAUUCUUUUCUUUUAUAAAGGUAAUUAGAUCAACUGGUUUCAUGAAAGGACUGUACACAGAAGCAGAGAUGAAAUCUGAUAAUGUUAAGGUAUGCAAACUCUUUAAUUGUUUAAACUUUUAAAAUGAAAGUAUAAUACACAUGCACACUAAUCUGAUUAUAUGCCAGGAAGAUCACAGUUUAUGCUGAAAUCUGGAUAAUUUUAUGUAACUGUGUUGCCCUACCAGGAUAAAGAUGCAAAAAUCGGCUUCCUUCAGAAAGCAAUUGAUGUUGUCAUCAUGGUGACGGGGGAACCUUUGGCAGUGAAGCCUGCACGUAUUGUUGCUGGGCAUGAACCGGAAAGAACCAAUGAACUACUCCAGGCAAUUGCCAAAUGCUGUCUUAAUAAGGUAGGAUCUCUACAUGGAGCUUUAUCCGUGGACUUAAAUCUUACACAAAGUUUCCCUGCAAGCACCAUACCGAACUUGAGCUGGGGGAAAAGCGAGUUUGAGGAGUCAUAAGGGAAAGGCACCUUGGGGACAGUUGCCGUGGAAAAGCGACAUGCCUCUCUCACCACCACCACCAACUCAGUGCUUCCCUCUUGAAGUUUAUCCUCCCAGUGCCCUUUGCAGUACUGUAGAUACAUAGCAACCAGGCAUUUGUAUACAAGAGUUGGCUAGUAACAGGUCUCAUAACGAGUCUCCUGUUACUGAAGAUCAGGCACUCAUUAAGAAUUCACUGUAUAGUUAACUUACAGUACAAUAGCAUGCACUUCUACUCAAAAGGAAGUCUCUUGUGCUUAAUAGGUAUCAAUACAAUGCCUGAAACUGGUUUAAAGUUAAAAGCGCGAGAGCAAUUUCAGAAUUUCCCAUCAGGCAAUCUAUUGCGAAUCCCUGCUUGCCCUGUUUGCAGCCAGUAUUGCACACUUCAAUCAGGCCUGAUGUUCGCCCACUCUGUCCCUCCCUCCGCAGCCCAGCUGCUGGCCACAGCUUCAGGGGCUAGCUUAGCUAGGGGGCAGGAGUCUCCCCACCCCCAAGUUGAGCAGUUCAACGAAGCCCUGAUACCCCUCCGGCUCGUGUGAGCCGGUGCGAUGUUGGAGCUUACUAGGGCUGAGCAAUGUAUUCUGCCUACUUCUUCCUCUAAAGUGGGGAGAAAGAAGCAGCCGAGAUACAUUUAGCUGCUGAUAUAUCACAGUGUUGAAAGUCACGUAUCGCCCAGCCCUAGUGCUUAAUGGGGCUUACUUCCAGGUAAAUGGGUACAGGUUUAGACUUUGGUUUAAGAGCCUCUCCACUGGCAAAACUUUGAAGCUGGACGUCCACCUAACUGCACUGAAUUCAGUGGAACAUGCUCCUUAUUAAGCAUAAUUAGGGUUGUUGCCCUAAAAGGAAUUGUUCAAAAUUGAAAGGAAUGAUAACUAAAGAUUGUAUACAUAUUUUUCUUUUAAGACAGAAAGAAAUCAGCAUUGUGUAUAGGAUAGAAAUGACUACUGCCAAGAUUAUGUUUAGUUUAACAGGUUAUCUCUUUGUAGCUAUCCAGUGAUGAAGCUGUUCAAAGAGUCCUUGCUGGGGAGAAAGCUGAUAUGAAAGGAGGGAUAUCAUCUUCUAAAACCCAAAACAGAACAGAAGAUCAAAGAUCCCAUAAAGAGGUGCUGUGAACAACUUUUGGGUUAAGGGGAGUAUAAAUAAUUAUUGUUGCCUGAGCAACUAGAGAGAAGACUGUGUUACAAUUUAAUAUUUUUACAUUUUAUUAUAUAGGGAAGAGGUGACUCAGAAAUAAAAGACCGAAACUCAAUUCAAGACCAAAAACCCAAAGAAGAGAUAAAAGAGGAAGGGAGCAGGCGAAAAGAAAGAGAAAGUGACAAACAUAAGGAUUAUGAGAACCGGCACAAAAAUCUUGAUAAAGACAAUUUUAAAGAAGGUGAGAAACAUGAAAGAGAGAGAAAUAAGAAUAGGUCAAGCAAACAGGGAAGAGAGUCAGAGAAAAUCAGAGACAAAGAAAAAGGAGAUGGGGAAGAAGAAAAAGAGGAGCAUGAUAAAGAAAGGGACAGAGAAAGGAAACAACAUGAGGGUGGAAGAGAAAAAGACAGAUUAAGAGAAAAAGACAAAGAGAGGGCCAAGGACAAGGAACAUGAGAAGAUCAGAGAAAGGGGAAAAGAUCGAGAAAAAGAUAAACGAAGGGAACGAGUGAAAGAGACGGAGCAGUCACGUGAGCAAGGAAAGGACAAGGCAGAUAAAAAGGUAAACGGAUUUUUUUUUUAAAAAAAAGGCAUAAAGUAGCCAUUGACGAGAACUGUAAUUAACAGAUCUGUUGAACAAUCUUUAUAUGUUUUUCUUUCUGUUUUGCACAUGAGACAUCUGUGUGGAAUAAGGCCUGCUUGUUAUGAAUAAUAAUAAUAAUAAUAAUAAUAAUAAUAUCUUUAUUGAAUACCUCGGGGGUAGGGUGGGUAUCAAAAUCCUGCACUGGGAAAAGCAAAUGAAUACAAAUGCAACCUGGUUUGAGAGUGGCUAGUUAAACCAAAAGGCUACUGAGAAAAAAAUAAGCAGUGGCUGCUUUCUCUUUGAAAACGCAAAAACUAUACAAGUUUGUCUGUAGCACUAAUCAGAACGUGUGGCUCCCUUGUAAGACAAAGCUCAGGAAAAACAUGGUUAUCUUCAUAUUAGCAAAGCUAGAGAUGGAUUUUCAGAAAUAAACCACAGGAAAAUCUAGGGGCAUGCUUCAGUUGCUGAACUGAUUAAGGGAGUAUUAUGGUAUAUAGUCUGUUGGUUAAUAGGGUGCCCACCCUGAUUGUGGAAAAAGUGUAUAAAAUGUAUAUGAGAAUGAAAGUGUAUAUGAGAAUAGAUGUGUUAAAUGUGUUUGAGGAAUGAAAUCCGUGUUCCCAAAUGCUUUUUACAAUAAUAGCCUAAUACCUAUGUCCAGUGAAGUAAUGUGUGAAACAGUCCUGAACCCAUCUUAGAUGCUCCACCCACUUUUUCAUCUGGCUCCACCCACCAGUGGCAUGUAGCCCCAAAGGUUGCUCAUGGGAGAAUGUGACCUUCAGACUGAAAAAAGGUUCCCCACCUCUGGGCUAACAAACCAUGGUCUAGCUCGCAGCAGCAGGAGGACCAAGGGAGGAGAGUAGCACACUCAGUCUCCUGUCUAAGAAUCCUCAUGUUCUCAUUUGGCUUAGCAUAAUUUGCAUAAUUAGCUCCUACUAACCAUUGCAAAAGUUCAGUAUAAAUAUUUUUCUGUAGCUUACAGGAUCAGAGGAGAAUGUAACUAAAAAACUGUUGGAACGAUCUGUAAAAGAUAAAGCUGAGCCCGAUAAAGAAGUAAGUAAUCAAGUAUACGCAUUUUGCAAAGCAGUUCAAAUGUUUCAUUUCUGUACUCAGUACAAGUGAAAAUCAGCUUGUGAUUUCAAAAUAUUAAAGCCAUUAAAAAACUUAUUUAUUUUAUUAACAUAUUUCAUUUGACAUUGCAUGAACAAACCUUCUGCUGUAUCUGUAUACAGCAUUUGUACCCCACUCCUCUGUCAAAAAGGCUCCCAGAGCAAACUACUGAUCAGUAAAAAAAAGACCAUCCCUGCUCUUAGACCUGCAACUAAAUGGCACAGUCCCAAAGGAAAAAGGGAGAAGGAGGAAAAAACCAAACUCAGGCAGCAGUUCUUAUUUACAGAGUUCUUAGAAUGUUCAGCUGAGAUGGGAGCUGUUCAGUGAGAGAGAGUGAAGAGAAACUGGUCCCUGGCCAGAGUAAACGAAGGGGUCCUUCUUCCCAUCUCCCCUCUGCCGCAGCCUGAUGCAGUGGCUACUGCUGGGUGACACAGUUGGUGGUUUGGCAUGUGAAUGAAUCCAAAGGAAGAUGCUUUACAGUCAGAAACCCUUGAUGGGGUUGAGAUGUCCACUCAAGGGAAAAGGGAGCUUGCUUAUUUAACUAUUCCUAUUUCUAAUAGUCUUCCUGAUUUUAAUGAUUCAUGCUGUGGUCAGAGAAAAACAUAUUACAAAGAAAUCAAAACGUAACCUUUUUAGAAUUGUGUUAUUGGUUAAGUAAACCUGGUGCUUGUUCCAUUUUUUUGUUAAAUAUUACCAUUUUACUUCUGAAAAAUGCUCCCAAUGUUUUUUCAUAUUCCAAAAUUGUGUGAUGCAUCUUCACCUCAAGUUUAUGGGCUUCUGGGCUUGAAUGAAAUUUGUAGUGCAGAUGAAAUGUCACAAGGGAUUCAACUCCAGUUCAUUGUUUGGUGCAUAGUUGAAGAGAUGGGUAGAAAAUGGGUUCUAGAGAAAUUCCCAUACUUACACUUUACACUUUACCAGAGGUAAAGACAAAACUUUUAAUAGUUAUGUAAGAGAGGAAAUUUCAGUGCCAAAUAACAAGCGGUAUCUGCCAAAACACAACUGUUACAAAUACAGAUGCCUUGUGCUCAUUUCCUGCUAUAUCACUCCUUCUGGGAGCUUUUCCUAUUUAUCUUCUUCUUUAAGAAAAGUGUGUGUGUAUAAAUAUAAAAUAUGCCAUCUCUUUCUCACCUCCUUCCUUACCAAUAGGGAGGAGCAGCUGCUCUUACCACAGUGUUUACACCAGUGCUCAAAUUAAUGGGGAUGGGGAAUUUAUGGAAUCCACACACCCCAACCCUGCUUCCUCCCAAAAAUAGUAGCAAAGUGGGUUGCCACAAAAGAUAAAGGCACCAAGCUCCUUCAGCACUGGUGGUGAAUCUUGCUUACUCUGAAAGUGUGGAAAACUUCAGUAGACUGAAAAAUUGUGUGUUGUGCCUUUUUAAAUUGCGUGCUUUGUAUAUCUUUUCAAGAGUGAAAACGCAGCAAGAUUAUCAAGGCAACAUUCAACAAAGGGACCAAGACAACGAGCCAAACCUGUUGGUGAAGGUAGCCAAAACAAGUAUUUUGUUUAAUUCUUUCCUGAGAAUUCUUGAAUUUGUAGCACUUCAUAAUCUACGGUCCACAUAAGGCACAAAGGAAGCCACAGUUUCCCACUACAUGAACAAGUGCUUCUCUUUUGUGUGCCAGAGGAGCUGGAAGCUUCUGCUUUUAGUUUUUAACUAACUACAAUUCUUCGUAACAUGAAUACAGAUGUACCUUGGAAGUUGAACAGAAUCUGUUCCGGAAGUCUGUUUGACUUCCAAAAUGUUCAACUUCCAAGGCAUGGCUUCCGAUUGGCUGCAGGAAGUUCAGCUUCCAAAAGAACGUUUGAAAACUGGAACAACCACUUCUGGUUUUUGAUCAUUUGGGAACCAAAACGUUUGACAACUAAGCUGUUCGAAUUCCAAGGUACGACUGUAACUCUAUCAGUCUGGUUUUGGGGUCAGGUGUACCCUAAGAAAGCUGGAAUUAUAAAGUACUAUUAAAAAGCUAUAAAAGUAAAGUACCGUUAGGUUACAGAGAAGUCAUUUGGGGUCAGUAGGACCCCGUGAGGUAAAGUACUUAAACAUAUAAGAAAGGGGUGUGAGAUCUCACAUAUUUUAAAACACAAAACUGCAUGUUGUUGAGUUAACAUGUAUAUAACGUAAUUAGAACAAUUGCAUAAACAUAACAGUCUAAUAAUCACGAGGAGUUAAUGAUCCACAACAACAAUAAACUUCACAGAACUUGCAGCCAUGGCCCACACUAUUCAUGUUGAAUGGACAACAUGAGCGCAAAGGUGAUGCAAGGCCUUUCUCUUAGCCCCAUCCCAGUCCUUAUGCUGCUCUUGUCAGCUGUUCUUGAGUUCAGCUGUAACUGCCACAGCAAGGAACUGCUACAUGGGAGGCUUGCCAUGUGAUUUAUGACCCUGGAAGAUCAAGAUUCUUAACUGCAAGGGAAAUCUACAUGAACAGAAGGGACAUGCAUCACAGGGACAUGUACUUUAAAGUAAGAAGUGGAAAUUUGCAAUCUUUUUUCUGGUAUGUGAAAGAGAAGGGUAGGGGAGUAGGGAGCCGACUCAUUCACAUAGCAGGAAACUAUGGUUUCCCCCCGUGUCUUUAUCAGGUCUCUGCAUAUUUUAGUGUUUCUAAGGUUAUAGUACUAGCUGCUGAUGUUGUAGCAGGAGAUAUCUGUCAGUGUACAGGUUUGAUAGUUUGAAGAAGUAGCACAGCCAUUUGAUAAAUCGGCUAGGUAACAUUGUGGUGAAGAUCUUGAUGAAGUGUCUGCAUAACUCUGCCAAAUCUAAACAUGUCUAAAUGAUCUUAAUAGCAUAUAGUACACAUUUCUCUGUGAAUUCUCUCAUGUCAGGGCGAAAGGAAACUAGUAAAAGUGUAUCUAGUGGUGCAAUUGAAAGAGCAGCUAACAUGUUAAAACAGAAAAUUGAGCCAGUUAUUACAGCACAAGAGCCAGGUAAGAAAAGGCAAAGCUCUCUUGCUUCGUCUUUGAGCACUAACUAGAUGUCAAUUUUUUAUAAGUGCUAUAAUUACAGCUUUUGUUUUACCACGUAUCAAAUCAACAUACAGUGUGUUGAUGAAGUGCUUUUGAAUCCAAGAGAGCUGAUAUACUUUGGUCACUAAGACAUUGUGCUACAAAUCAAAAAGUCCCUAUUUCAAACCAUGUGUCUAUUUAGAUCUCACUGAGAUUCAGAUUCAGUCACUUAUCUUCAGUAUAGUAUAGUAUUAUUACCAAUCUUUAAUGGCAAGAAUUGCUAAUACGUUUAGGGCAGGAGUUCGCCAACCUUGUAAGUGGCAAAUCAUUGGGGACUUCCCCAAAUGCUACUUCCUUCUGUAGCAGAGACAUGAUUGCUAAAUGGAAAAUUUGCCAGCUCCUUUCCUGAAUAUCCCAAUAAAUUUUCUUCUCCUGCCUCUGAUGAGAGGGAAUUGGGAAGGGUAUUCUGUCCCGAACUAUCAGCCUAGAAACUGGAACUGUAGUUUUUGGGUUUCCAGAACUUUUGGCAAACAUGUUUAGGAGAGUUUUUAGAGGAUGGAGGGUGAAAACUUGUAUUGUCUUGAACAAUGACCUGAAGUAAUAUAUAGCACAGCACGUUGUUUCUUUAACCAGCUUAAUGGCUUCCUACCACAAACUUUUAUGCUAGGAAUAUUAAUGGGAGCUAAUAUCAUUGCAGCUACACUUGCAGAUGAAAAACCGGCAACUGUUUUACAUGGAAAAGUUGAGCCAGAAAUUGCAGUAAAACAGAGAGGUAAGCAAAACAGUAGGCACUUUUCUGUGCUCUCUUUGAAAGGUUAUCUUUUCAGAGCCAUUGUUUCUUUGCACCGUAGAGCUUCAUGUUUUGUUUUAACUUCUUUUUUAAAAAUUCUCUUCCAUGUCAACGCCUUCCAGGGUGUAACUUGAAGAGACUGAUAAUAGUUAAAGUAUUAGCUUACCAGACAUAAUUAUCAUAAUAGAUUUGGAAUUUUUGAUUCCCCUGCCAUAUUUGUUGUAAAGAAUAGAUACUUUUCAACAUAGUUUUUUUCUCUGAAGAGGAAAUAGAGACUGCUAAGGUCAAAAGCAGCUAUUACUAAUUAAUAGCUUGCUGCCUGGAGCAAUUUUGCUGUUUUUUCCCUAGGGUGAAAAUAUGGCAUCCCAGGACAAACUGAGGGAAACAUGUUGUGUUUGAUGCGUGUUUGCAUUUUCCUGCUCCACUCCCCGAAUCGUACACCCUGACCUCAGAGAAUGUGAGCCUGUACCUUUCUAGUAGAUGUACGGCAACAAUCCAGUAAUCAAGAAGAGUGUUUUGUGUUGCUGUCUUGCAUACAAACAGUGGAGUGUCUAAUCCAAUUUUUAAUUGCUCCUAAGCAUGAGGAAUAAUUAGUAUGCAUUUAUGUUGCAGGUGACUCAUCCAGUGAUGCAGGUAAAAAUUAUGCUGAAUUUUAACACAUAAUCAUUUUUAAAAAUUUUAAAAGAGAAUUUUAACUGUAGUGAAGUAGAGCUUGGAAAGAGACAGAUUUUUCAUAUUGGUAGAUGGCUAUUAAUCUAAUGUUAAUUUGUUUUUACAUUGGAAUACAAUAAAUGUCACAUAAGCAGUAAAGGAGAAAUAGAUUGCCAAUUGGCCUUGGUUUCAUAUGCAAUACUGAAUUUAUCUCUGCAGCAUAAUAAUGGCAUCUGUGUGUGCUGGGAGGGGAAGUUCUGCUUAUUUCAGUAUUAGAAAAGACAUUAUUAUUAUUUAUUGAAUUUAUAUAUGUUACCAGCAUUUGGUAUUUAUACAGUUUUCAAAAUGACAGACUGUUUUGUUUCAUAGAAGGAGAUGUUUUGAACACUGGUGCCCCUGAAAAAAUUGUUGUUUCUGAAAAUAGUGAAAUUACUAAUGAGCUUCCUCCUCAAGUCACCCAGAGGUAUGUCUGUAUCUUCCCUUUUAUUAAAAGCUAAACAUUUAGGAUACAAUCCAGUUUAAGUUAUGCACUUAAAUGCUACUUAUUUCAGUUAGAAAGAUUUGAACAUUAUUAAUUCAUUAAUUUAAGUCAGUGGUGUGUAAACUUGCUUAUGGUUUGGAUUGUAACCCCAUGAAUUUAAACUGACAAUGGCUUUAUGACACAUUAGAUAGUAAAUUGACCAUUAUCAGGGAAUUCAUCAGAGCCUAUGAAAUUGUAAAAGCUCUGAUCAAACUGUAAUACAGUGGUACCUCGGGAUGCGAACGGGAUCCGUUCCAGAGCCCCGUUUGCAUCCCAAAUGGUACGCAAGACGCGUCUGUGCACGCGCGGGUCGCGUUUCGCCGCUUCUGCGCAUGCACGUGACGUCAUUUUGAGCGUCUGCACAUGCGCGAGCAACGAAACCUGGAAGUAACGCGCUCCGUUACUUCCGGGUUGCCGUGGAGCGCAACUCGAAUGCGCUCAACCCGAAGCACAUUCAACUCGAGGUAUGACUGUAUUACUCAGUAAACUGUGAUUUGCUAAUUAAGAGGUAGCUAAGAGUUCCCGGCUUCCUUUCCUCCCUUCCCCCAGAAUAAUUUCCCCCCUGCCCUUGUUGGCAUUAAACAUGGUUUAGAAUUGCAAGUGCACAAAUGCUAGCCUGAAAAUAAUAGAAUUGUAGAGUUGCAAGGGAUCCCAAGAGCCCUUUAGCGUUGCUAACCUUGGUUGUUGUUAAUCAUAAACCACAAUUUGAACCCAUGGUUUGAAUUCUUCUGAAUUUUAGAUUGUAGUUACAAGAAAACCAAUUUAGGAGUAAACUGUGGUUAGUGUCAUGUGUAUAUAUUUAUAAAGUGUCAAUAGGACCAAUAGCACACAACAAUGGACAUUUGCUCUGGAGUGGGAAUGUAUGUCUCCAAAACUCCUAAUUUACAAACGAUGGUUUUCAAGGAAUCAACGUAACACCUGCAUUGGACCACAAUGUUGCUGAAAUAUGACUUACUCCUAAGUUUGUUGUUUUAUACUGUUUUAGCUUUAAAGUUUGUGGCACUUAUUUUAAUAUGCAUUAUUAUGCCUGAAUAGAAACAACAAAGAGUAUAAUUAACUGUAAUACAUAAAUUUCAUAUUAGAAACAUUUGAGCUCUUACCUCUUUAGAUGUAAUCCAAUUUAAAAGGUCGUCUUCUCCAAUAUAGCAGUACCUUCUGGCAUAGCGUCCUUUGUUGUAAUGAACGGGGGAGCCUGCGUCCAAGUCAGUGCAUUCUCAGAGCUAUGGAAAAAACAGGUCUUACGAUGAAUCUGAUUUUGGAUGCUCAAACUGAAGCAAACAUUCAUAUUAAGUGGAAGAAGAGCCUCCUGGAUAAACCCAGUGACCUAUCGAGUUACAGCGCCCUGUUCUCUGAGGGGCCGGCCAGAUGCCUGUAAAGCCUGAAAGGGCACAAGGGCAACUGGCCUUCAGAGACUUACUCUUCCUUCUCUGCAUGUGGGCCUAGAACAUACCCAUUGGGGUUUGUAGCCAUUGAUUUCUCCGUUGAUUGCUUCAUCCUCCCUAAGUCUGUUUCAUCCUCUUUAGAAGCCGUCCAAUUUCAUGGCCAUCACUACUACUUGGGGAAAAUGUUGGUUCGCAUUAUUAAUAUUAAGAUUAUUAAAUUAUGCAAGUUGCAUUCAGCAGGAAAAGAUCGGCCUCGGGUUAAUUGGUUAUAUCCCUUCAGUCAUUUAUGUACAGCAUUGUACAUCCAAUCAGCAUUGUUCAAUCAAAAUGAAAUAUAUUUCAAUUCCGUUGAUUUCAGUGGAAGUGAAGUAUGUGUUUUACUGUUUGGCAUUGAAAUCGGUACUGUACUGUACUUUGGCUGGAUUUUGGGGGGAAGGGGGUCUGGCUUUGAAUCUCCUUCUUGUGUUCUGAUUAGAAUACAAUGAAUUAAGAAUUUUUGCAAAUUGCUCAAAAUAAGUGGUUUCACACACUAAUUUGUGUUAAGAAAGGAAAUGCUCUUUACCUCCCUUUACAGAAGGCUUCCACGACCCAGCAGUGCAAGGCCAGCCCCACCCCGGAUAAAACGCCAAGAAAGUGCAGAGGUUAUAGCACCAGAGAGGUCAGGAAAUAUUUUAUAUUUCUGCUGAAGGAUUGUUCUAUAGUUUGUUUUAUUAUCAAAUGUGAAGUCAAGUGUGUGUUAAACUUUCUAGGCAUUUAGAAGACUAGAAGAUUGUCCUCAACACAAUUUUUCCUAUUGAUGUGGUAUAUUCAUAAAUGCAGAAAUGUGAUGGCUACAGCAAAUUAGACAGCAGUCCUACAGCAUCCAUGAUGAUGGCAUACUCUUGAGUCUCUCCUGUUUCUGCAUUCGAAUGCUGAGAAACAUAAGUGUUUCUAAGCUCAGAGAAGAAAACCUUUCUUUUGUUUACAAUAUUGCCAAUAGUUUUCGUUUUCAUAUUUUUCCACAUUUUUUGGGAAGUGGCCAUAAGAUAAUGUAGACUUUUCUCUGUGUGUCCCCACCUUCCCCAGCUUUCAGCCCCGACUAGCAUCAGAUGAGUAGGGCUUUGGGUUUUGCAGUUCUUGUGCCACAGAUUCUUUUACAACCACACACGACUGCUCUGCUCAUAAAUCAGUGGAACUUUAAAAAAUGUAAUACUAAACUGUACAAAUUUCUGAUCUGGUAAGUUAAAAAUACUACAUCUUGUGUUCUUAAAGUAGGUACAGGUUGGAUCCAGAUUUGAGUUACGCUUUAGUCACAUUAGAAUAAAUGAGACUUAAGUUAAUCGUUACCUACUGGUCCCAUAGUUUUCAGUGUGGAUCAAACCAAAAGUAAAUGUUGUGUACAUUUCAGUUCCACUCCUCACCCAACUUGCCAUCUUUAUGGGGGUAAAUAGCUUGAAAAUUUCCAAAACCUUUUUAUCUUUAGACAGAACUGAAUACACAUUUUUCUUUUAAAGAAAGGAUUCUACAGUAUUUUCUGCCUUGAAUGAUCACUUGUAACACCAUGCCUAAAGUAUAGUCCUGUUCUUCCUUUCCUUUAGAAAUGGCAGUGCCAAAAUAGUGACAAAUGUCAUUAUAGACAAAGAGGAGGAAGAAGAUGACGAUCAGUUUGUUGUGGAGGCAGCACUGCAUCUGCCUGAAAUGGCAGAAAUGGCAACGGUCGGUUAAUACAUUUUCUCAUACAAAUGUGAACCAAGCAUUAACUUUGUGUUGUCUGCUGCUUCCUUUUGUCUCUUUCUGAAUAGAGUUCCAGUGGUAUGCUUUAUGCUUGAUAUUGAAGCAUGAUGAAUGGAAGUGAGUCUAAGCUGGAAGCUGGAAGCACCAUUAGGAAGUUUGUGUUGUCAUAGUGUAUGAUUAAGGAGAGGAACAGUGAAUUAACAGUUACAGGAAGCCUAGAAGCCUAAAGCCCUUGCUUCCAUUUCAUAAUUUUGCCAGAGUAUGAGGUGCCCCUGAUUACCUUAGAAUGGCUGCUGUGGAACCCCUCCCCCUCUGUAUUUUAUAUUACGAGGAUCUGGCGCAAAUCCCAUUGAUAGUCAAACCACAUGUCAUCUUGAUUGGUCCAUGCUCCAAGUUGUACAAUUGAGCUCCCUUUUUAUUUUACAGGGACGGAUGAUAGAAUUGUAAAAUUCAGUUCUCAAGUUGCCAGAUCAGUGGGUGUUUUUUGGUGGUAAGGUGGCGGAGAGGCAGUCGCUAUUCUUAGAACAGAGAGAAUAUGAACGGUCAGCUCUCAAGUAUUAUUGUCUCCUUACUUGCCUAGUUUUGAUUUAUUAACUUCCCUUUGAUUUCUAUUGUUCAGGAGGCAACAGUAGAGUUGGAAGAAGAUGAGAAGCAUGGCAAGUCUUUUUAUUUUCUUAAGGUUUUCCUUUACUUGCUUGUUUGUGAUUAAGUCCCUCAUAACUUGUCACUUCCUAUAUCCUUGUUCUUCCUUUCAAGAUUCAAUGCGUAUGCAAUCCAAUUCAUGCUUUCUUGUCAACUACUUGCUUUGACUUGGGAUAACUUCAAAAUCCCUUUCCAUCCUUUUUGUUCCUUGUUCUUAAUGAAACUUGGCACAAGUACAAUGAUUUUGACACUUGUCAAGUCUUUGAUAGAUCCAAUGAUUGUAAUCCAAUUAAAAAUAUGAUGCCUUCUCUUGCUGACUUUUAUUAUACCUUAGUUGCUGUAAGUACAUUAUAGGAGUUUCAGAAAGAAUGUUUCAUUUCAAUGUUCUAUACAGAAGAAACUAGUUGGAUGUAUGAACCAAAACUGAGCCACUAUAAGCACUUUUUUUUUUUGCCUUUUUAGAGAGGUCUUUUGCAGUUAAGAACUAUAAUUUUUAUCUUCAACAGGUGGGCUUGUCAAAAGAAUAUUGGAAACAAAGAAAGAUUAUGAAUUGUCCCAGUUGCCAAAAUCUGCUGAGAAGGUAAUCAUGCAAUGAACCUCAAAGAAUUGAGUGUUCUUAGUUGCUUAUUCUUCAGUGUUUUCAUUCCAACCUCUUUUUCAACGUUGCAUUGCUCUGUAUCCUACAAAGUUAAACUAAUGUCAACAGAUUUCCAAAGAAGGAACAUUUUUAGUAACCUCUUAUAAAAUAAAAACACCUAGCAGACACCGUCAGGUUUUAUGAAGCACGUAUGUUAAAGGCUGUCUGGUUCAAUAAAACCAGGAGCACUUUACUUCCCUCAUCACUCCAGCAAACCUCUAGCACAAGUCAUGUGUGCAUCUGCGAUGCUCUUGGAAGAAUCUGCCCAUUAUCCUGUGCUUCCUAACAACAGACUUGUUGAGCCUGCGAUAAGAAGAUGAUAAGAAACCCCAUCAGCGGUGUUGGGUUAAUGGCAGCGAGGGCUGGGCUGCACUGCUGAUCUCUUUUCCCAGCAUCGCAUGUUGCUGCUGUGUUGCAGAGAAGGGGAGAGACGAGGCCGCAGAGAGCUUGGCACAGCAGCAGGGGUGUCAGAUUGGCUCUGUUUCUGUGCCACUGCUAAGCUCCCUACUGCCUUGUCCCUCCCUCCUGGUAACUGGCAGCAGUGUACAGCGUUGAGAAGCCUGAUCAGCAGCUCCUGUUGGUUGCUACUGUUUGAUAGCCAAACAACCGUUGCUGUCAUCAGGUGACAAAGUGACUUCAAUAUUCUUGGUUGAGUUUUGGUUAUUCAUAACUCUGCUGCCGAACAUGCUGUGGCCUCAAGUUACAAACCUUCAUAUUGACCCAAAUGAAUCCAUCCUAACCCACAAGGCAGUUCCCAAACACAGCAAGUCAUACUGGGAGAGAACCAAUCCUGGUUCUUUUGGACACAAUCCUUUCCUCAGGCAGGUCCAAGAGAACUAGCCUCAAAAGCACAGCUCCCUCUUCACUGCGUACGCAUCCUGUCUGCAGACAUAUACCUUCUGUUGCAGGCUGCAUUGUACUUAUGGCCCACAAUCUGUUACUUUUUGCCCACAUUCAUUAUAUCUUUAUUAUUUGUUGAAAUGUGUACAUAAGCACAGUCGUACCUUGGAUCCCAAACGCCUUGCGACUUGAACGUUUUGGCUCCCGAAUGCCGCACACCCGGAAGUGAGUGUUCUGGUUUGCUAACGUUCUUUGGUAGCCGAAUGUCCGACGCAGCUUCUGCGGCUUCCGAUUGCGUGCAGGAAGCUCCUUCAGCCAAUCAGAAGCCGCACCUUGGUUGUCGAACGUUUUUGGAAGUUGAACGGACUUCCGGAACGGAUUCUGUUCAACAACCAAGGUACAACUGUACUUCAUUGUUGCAUCACUGAAUCUCCUUGUGUGCUGGUGUGGAUAGAUUUUGGAUAGAUUUUCCCCAGGAUUUUGACCUGGGGAAACCAGAGCUUUUAAAUCCCUCUCUGCUGUGAAGCUAACUGGGUGUCUGUUUCUCAGACUGAUGUACCUCACAGGAAUGUUGUGGGAAUAAAAUAGAUGGAUGAGAGGAGAGUAGUUUAUGCCGUCUUUAACUCCUUGAAGAAAGAAUGGCAUAAGAAUCUAUUAUUAUUAUUAUUAUUAUUAUUAUUAUUAUUAUCAUCAUUAGGAUAUGCCAUCCAUCUGACUAGGUUGCCGCAGCCACUGUGUAGCUUCCAACAAAAUAUUCAAACACAAAAAACCUCAAUCCUUAAAAGCUUCCCUGUACAGGGCUGCCUUCAGAUGUCUCCUAAAAGUCAGAUAGAUUUUAAUUUUCUUAACAGCUGAUGGGAGGGCAUUUCACAGGAUGGGCACCACUGCUGAGAAGGCCCUCUACCUGGUUCCCUGUAGCUUCGCUUCUCACAGUGUGGGAACCGCCAGAAGGCCCUCGGAGCUGGACCUCAGUGUCUGGCUUGAAUGAUGGGAGUGGAGACGCUCCUUCAGGUAUACUGGGCCAAGGCCGUUUAGGGCUUGAAAGGUCAGCACCAACACUUUUAAUUGCAUUUAGAAACGUACUGGAAGCCAGUGUAGAUCCUUUGAGACUGGUGUUAUAUGGUCCCGGCAGAUCAUAAUGAAUUCCUGUAGUGGUAGUAGUAGCUAGUGCUACUGAGGAAAAACCUGUUGCACCCCUCUUACAGCUUUGUCAUGUCCAGGAAGUUCUCUGCUUGGAGAACUUAGUUGGUGGACAUCGCAUGUAAGGUGCUUAGUCAUAUAGUAAGAGAGGCAGUGAACGUUACAUCCUAAGCCAAACAAGUCAAAAGCAGAAUCUUAAAUCGGCCUUGAAUGUUAAUGGGCAUACAGUAAUGCAAAUAAUGUAGUUUUGGCUGUGUGUCCUUUUGCAUCUCUCUGCUUUAACAGAAGGUGUGCUAUCUUUGAGAUCAUUCUUGACCAUUGCACUAUUUCCCAAUGGCAGAAUUGGGCUAAGGUGAGCGAUCUUUAAUUAUUAAUUAGUAUUGGUUUCAUUGAUGUGUCUCAGAACACUCCCAUUUUCUAUUUUUAUCUUUUGGUUUUCAAAUCUAUCCCAUAUAUUUAAUUCACCUCUUAAACAACAAUCUUGUUCCUUCGCUUCAGUCUAUUUGUGUGUGUGUGUUUUUAACAAUUAGGAAAAACCACUUUUGUCAGAAGCAGCAAGGAGAAAAGAGAAAGAUCUAGUAGCAAAGGAAAUCGAGAAGUUCCGUGGAUCCAUUCAGGCCCUUUGUCGGAGCGCUCUCCCCUUGGGAAUAUCAUGGACUAUAUUCAGGAAGAUGUGGAUGCCAUGAAGAAUGAACUCCAGAUGUGGCAGAAUGAAAAUAAACAACUUGAAGAGGCCCUACAGAAAGAACAAAGGUGAGAAUACUGAGAAAUUGCACGGUUGCCUCGCAAUUGGUUAAUCCGAAACAACAUGCAUAGAGUUUUGUGUUGCUAGUCAGGUCUGGGAGGGCCAAGCUGAGGGAGAAGGUGGGGCAAGAAAGGUGUAUCCCAGCAGUGAAGGCUUCUACUGCAGUAAAAUAUAAUGGGCGGAGUUAGAACAAUCCCACAAACUUAAACGGUGUGAGCUAAGUCUAUUGUCAUGGUAGUAGAAGCAAAUGCGCAGGUGCUGUUGCCUCUGGGGUCAUGUCACCGUAUUAAGCUAAAGGCAAGUGGGCAACUCAGCAGCCUAACACAAGGCUUCCCACCACUUACGUGUUGACUGGCACCCAGCUGAGCAGUCAGCCAAGCUCUAGCUCCAAGGAGGUUGGGCAGGGAGGUUUAAGGAGUACAGCAGCACUGCCUGCCCUCUGCUCAAACCAACCUCCCCUGAAAGUUGUGAGCCAAGGAGCUUCCUAGCUGCUGCCUCCACUGGGAAUUGUGAGGAAGUUCCUUCCACCUGUCCUGUGCACGAAGAGGACAUUUGUUUGAUUAUAUAUAUUUGCCAAGUCAUCUCACGCAGUGAUCCUCUAAGUAACAUACAAUAUAAACAUUGGAACAUACAAAAUGCAAACAAUUCAGAAUUGGGUGAUUGCACUCAGUCAACAAUAAAGGACAAGUUAUCUGCUCUGGCACAAUCAUAUAAAAACGAAAACCCCUAAAACUAAUUUCCAGGAGAUUAGAAACUAAAAUUGGAGAUGCUGAAAUAACAUUAAAUUGUUAACAGGCCUGGGAGCAUAAGAAGGCCACUGCCGGGUGCUGAAAAUACAUUAAAACAGAUGUUAGGCACAUCUCUUUAAGGAGAGGUUUCCAAAUACAGGGAAGGGGCCACCACCAAGAAGGCCCUCUCUUUGCCACCUUCCUUGCUUUAGUAUGAGAUGACAUUCAUAGGAGAACCUCUAUAGAUCCUAUUGGAGCUUGGGUAGGUUCACAUGAGAAAAGGUGUUCCAUUAGAUGCUGGGGACCCAAGUGGUGUGAAGGUUUAGAAGGUAAAGCCAGCACUUUGAAUUGGUCAUGGAAAUAAAUUGGAAGUCACUGGAAGAAGGAAAGGAUGUAAUAUACUCGAAACACUUGUCCCAGUUAGCAAUCUUAUCACCACAUUCUCCACUAGCUAGAGUUUCUAAGCUGUUGUUGUUGGCAACCCUAUGAACAGUACAUUGCUGUUGUCCAAAUGGAACGUUACUGCUGAAAGAUGGACUGGAAACUUUAUAUAUAAAUAAAUUCCAGUAGGUGGGCCAUAAAGCAGUCAGUGAGUUAGCCCUAGGCAUAGGUGGGUGAGCAGAAACCUGUCAGGAUUUGGGGGGCUAAGACUGAAAAUGCUUACCAAUCUUCCUAAUCUAGCAUUUGUAGCUAGAGAACUACCCAAAUAGAACAGAGGAAAGGUAGCUCUGUCAGUCACCAAACUAUACUUCUCUUUCUCUGCCUCCCGCCUCCUCUCUGCCUAGCAUGUUCCCUUUAUUGCAUUCUUAACAAAACUCUGACCAACAAACUUUGGAAGCCCUCCUGAGGCUACAAAACAGUUCCAAAGCCUCAGAGACAGUUAUCACCUUGGACUGUUUGAUAUCUAAAGCAGUCUUAGAUUCUGAGGUGAUCUGAAUAUCUCCAAGGUGGGGGUCCUUGACUCCGCAUUCCAUGGGAAUACCCAGCCCUUCAAAGGAAUUCAGGAUGUUAGCAUAUGUGGAUGAUCUUGUUUUAUCUGCAGGACAGUCCUUUAAUUAGAGAUUGUGACUUAACUAAAUGCUAUUCAUAGCAAGAGUAUUAAAGCCCCCAGUACUACUCCCCCCCCACCCUUUUCGCAAUGCAACACUGACUCUUCCCACUGGUAUUAAUGACAGGUGGAUAGUACAAAGAAAGUUAUGCGGCUGUUUCUCACCCCUGCUAAGUUAUAUAAAAACACUAUCUUUAUGAUUAGUAUCUGCCUAUGAUGAGGUGUAAGAUAAGGCUUAAGAUAGCUAUCAUUCCUACUCAUAUCAGCUUUGUCAGGCGGAUCCCAACUGUUCUUGUUUUACAGAAUAGUAAACAGAGUAAGAUGCUUGCCUAAAAGCAAUUGAGGGCUUCCCCCCUCUGAACUGGGAUUUGAGUGUAGAACUCUCAGAGCUCAUUCCAACCUCCUGCUUGACUUCCUCUUCCCCUACCCACUACAGUGGUACCUCGGGUUAAGUACUUAAUUCAUUCCGGAGGUCUGUACUUAACCUGAAACUGUUCUUAACCUGAAGCACCACUUUAGCUAAUGGGGCCUCCUGCUGCUGCUGCGCCGCUGGAGCACGAUUUCUGUUCUCAUCCUGAAGCAAAGUUCUUAACCUGAAGCACUAUUUCUGGGUUAGCGGAGUCUGUAACCUGAAGCGUAUGUAACCCGAGGUACCACUGUAUAGGCAAACAUUAGAGUGUUUGUUUGUUUGUUUGUAGUAUGUACUUUUAGUUUCUCCCCUUACAUUUGCUCUCUUUGCUUCAGAUGUGUUUGUCUAACCAUAAUGGAUUUCACAAGAAUUUUUGUGUAAGUUCCGUGUUUUGUCUCAACAGUAUUACAGACAGUGUUGUGGAACCAUUGAAAGUAGAACUUGCGGAGCUGGAUCAGUUGAUCAAAGACGAACAAGAUAAGAUUUGUGCUAAAAUGGCCAAUGUUUUAAAGAAUGAUGAAAAAAUUCAGAAGAUGGUUCAUAACAUCAACUCAAGGAGGUGAACAAUGGAACACGCGAGCUGGAAUGGAUUUUCUUCUAAAUAGAAGAAAUAAAUCUUUGUGUUGAAAGAAAUCUGUUGCAUACAGCAGCAAAUACAGUUUCAAAUAAACUUAUUCACGUGAUGGUGUAUGGCCUCGGGAGAUUUAUAUUGUGUAGGUGAAAUUUGCCAUUUAUUCAAUGUUUGUAAAAAGCUUUAAAAAACAGUCAAUGCAAAACAUUCGCUAUAUUUAACCUAUAUUGUGAUAGGUUUUCUAUUGUCAGCAGAGCUCACUUUCCUGGAUUAUUUAAUAACAAUAUACUCUGAUCAGGUUUUGUACCCUUCAUGUCUGGUAUAUGUGUGGCAUUUUGAGCAAUAUAUAAAUAUAUUGUAUGAAAUUUUGGGUGUAGCUUGAAUUUACUGUUGGAGUAGCUUGAAAUAUGACCUUUUGUUGGCAAACCCUUUAAGAAGAAUUAUUUAAAAAUUCAUGCAGAUCAAGAAGCAAAAUUGGGUUUAUCUGUAUUUCCUUAAGUCAUACAAAUAAGAAAGAUAACAAAAUAAGUUUAUGUAAACAUGUUAAUUAUACUUGCCUUUAUUUAUGUAGUUAAGUACUUUUCCUCCAACUAAAUGGCCAGUCAUGUAUGUUUUUACUUUAAAUCAUUCUGAGAGAAUUUGAGCAGGGGGUGUAUGCAUUUUUGCAUGGAGGGGGUUUUUUUGGGGGGGGGUUCCAAUUUUUUUUUUUGAAGAGUACCUGCAAUACUUGCACUUGGAGACCCCAUAAAUCUUGGAUGGUCUUGGUAAUCAGCCAUAUUUGUGGCUUCUCGCCUUGCCUAACGGAGUACUGCCUGAUGUCAUACUGAGUUGUGGAGAUGUUCUUAAGUGCCUCUCAUUGCAAAGUCAAAAAGAAUGCAGCUCUGGAAUAGGCCUGAAACUUAACUAUUGCAUUGCAUUUCCAGGGUGCUAGGAACUCCUUCAAGGCAUAUCGAAGCAACAAAUCCCAGCUCUUCUCCAACACUUGAGACAAAAGAAUCCCUGCUGUUGUCCUCUGCUUCUGGGGUGUCCCAAGCACCUUGGAAGCAAACACAAUACAUAUAAGCCUAUCCCUCCUCCUGAUUUCUUAGUUCAGGAAAGGGAUAGUGUGUUUGUGCAGAUCUUCUGGAGCAUUUGAGUCUUUCUGAAGUGUAGCCCAGCUCCUUCAUGGUAAUGAUUUCCCAGCUUCAAGGGUUGGGACUUGUUCACGUUGCAUUGCACUUGCAAAGUGCUUAGAGUGCCUUAGAAACAGCACAACUGCAUGGAUUUCCCAUCCCACUUUACUUCAAGCUUGGAAGGACACCUGAGACUUGUCAUGCUAGGCAAAAGCAGGUAAGGACACACCAUGCUGUGUGUGCUUGUGGACUUGCUUAUUGAUGUCCCUGUGUCAUAUAAACACGGACUACAUAUAAUCUGAAUCUUUUGAAGCUACACCAUUAUUUAAGUGAAUGUGAUUCAAGUUUCCAUUCCCCCCCCCCCCGCCCCUGGUGGAUUGGAUUUGAGAAAUCUCAUGGUCUCUCCGUUUGCGUAUCUACCAUCUCUCCAUUUUCUCAUAAAAUUAUAUUUCUUAUGGGUUAAGUAUGGCUUGCUGGAUGUUGCACAGGAGAAGCGUAAUGUGGGAUAUGGUUUGAAACCUUGUGUUUAUUGACUGAGAAGUCUCAGAAAUGUUUAAAGCUUGGAGAAAAAUGCCGUGUUGCAAUAGUUUAGCAAGCUAUUUAAUAAAUUGUGUGCACUUUAUCAGUCUGACACCCUGAUCAAAACAUUUGGAAGUAAUGACAUUUACUUCUAAUAAAUAACACAGCUUAGGAUAACAGUCUAAGCCCUUACAGAGGAGUGUAUAUGAUUUGUGUGCUGUCUAAUAGAGUUUUUGACUGAAUGGUUCCCAAUGCCUUUAUAAAGAAGCCAUCCCAAAAGUACUACAACAAAUGUUUUUGCAUAUAUUUCAAAGUAACUACAGAGCCUUAGUGUAUGGUAUGAUUGUCAUAUUUGGAAAGGGAUAUUAGAAGUUAAUUUGGGGAAAAUGUCUUAAAAAGCAUCAGCAGAAGUGCUGAACUGUUUUCAGCUGCAGUCUUUUCAAAAUGCAUAUAAUUGUAUAUAGGACUGAAUUCAGCAUUGAAAAAAUCCCAUCACAUUUAAGUGUGGAUCUGUAUAUAUGGUUAAAACUGUUUGUGUUAGAAGAAUCCAGCAUUUUCUGUAUGUGAGUAAAAAUGUACAGCCU
Molecule: messenger RNA, 22808 nt
Organism: Podarcis lilfordi (Lilford's wall lizard)
Lineage: Eukaryota; Metazoa; Chordata; Lepidosauria; Squamata; Lacertidae
Source: the annotation of a GenBank genome assembly